AUGAAAGUAGGAUCAAUUAUAAAAUUACUUUCUAAUCUUAGAAUUCAAAUAGUUUUACUUGCAUUGGCUGGUUGGGCUCUUGCUUUAUCAAUAGAUAGAACCUAUGUAGAAGAUUUUAGAGAUAAAAGUGAUGCUUUUUUUAAAGAUACAGUACCAGUAAUGGUUAGAACAAAAAAUCAAAAUGCAGCUUUAAUUAUUUUAAGUAUUUUUGAAACCCUUCUUUUUGGUUUGGGUGUUGGUUUUUUUGUUGCAGUAGGUUUCCGUGUUUUCAAAAUUAAAAAUUCAAUGUUAAGAAAGAGAAUGAUUUGGUGCUGGGCAACUAUUUCAUUUUUUAUGAUAGAAUGGUGGCCACAUUCAACUUCCCACUUUUUAAUUAAUCAAAAUUUUGACCCACAAACAAAAAUUAAAAACUAUAUUGUAAUGGAAACUACAUUCCAUUGGACAAUUACAUUUUGUUCAGCCACACUUGGUUAUUUCCAAUAUGAUUUAAUUAAAUUAAUGUAUGAGGUUGCAAUGAUGAGAUUAAAAAUGAAAGAAGGUAGAGAAGUCGAUCCAUUAAAACAAGAAUGGUGGAAGAAUUAUUAUUAUCAUGCUGCUAUAAUUGCAUGUAUAUUCUUUGCUCCAGCUAUGGUUGUUUGUUUCCACUAUGAACCAGUUACCAUCUAUCAAGGUAUAGAUUUACUUGCUUGGCAAAAAUUCUUUUUUGUUACAUUCCAUAUUGUAAAUUCCGCAGUUCUUUCAGUUGGUGUUGGCUUUGCUUACGUUGCUAUAAGAACCAUUAGACUUUUACCACCAAGUCCAGGUAAAAGAGUAUCAGUUAUUUCAUCAAUUGCUAUUACUUUCCUUUUUAUAAUUCAAUAUCCACAUCCAUUUGUUCAUAACCAUACCCAAUUAAAUAUGUAUAAUGUUAUUGCAGUUGAUUUUGGUGUACAUAUUCCAAUUGUAAUUGCUACUGGUGUAUUAGCAUUCUAUCAAUUCCGUAUGUUAGAGUUAGCUACCGAUGAAAAGUCUUCACUCUCUGUAGCUGCUCAAAUGAGAAGAAAGAGUGGUUCAUCUCAACAUUCUGGAAACAACUCUAUGAAAUCAAUCGAUGGUGGUCAUGGUACAACUGGUUCAUUCGCCACAAGCUCGAUCGAAGAAAGUCUUAGUAAAAAUAGUUCACAAGAAGUAGCUCAACAACGUGAACAAGUUAUUGAAAUUAAAAAAGAUGCAGAAAAUAAUGUCGAAAUAGAAUUGGAGGAUAUUCAAAAAUAA
Dictyostelium purpureum is the source of this 1254-nucleotide messenger RNA. RefSeq lists its product as uncharacterized. The record is from RefSeq and is a predicted model, not a curated record. Lineage: Eukaryota; Evosea; Eumycetozoa; Dictyosteliales; Dictyosteliaceae. The transcript is spliced from 4 exons. The coding region runs from base 1 to 1254 and encodes 417 amino acids.